AUAACAUCCAUUUAUUGAGUGCUCACUAUGGAUGUGCCCGGCUCAGGCCUCUCGAUCAAACCCUGGCUUGUGCUCUUUGAAAUGCUGUCGGCAACAGGGAACAUUCCAGAACCCUUCCCUUCAUCACAGACCCAGAUUGAGGAGGCAAGUGGCAUCCAUUAGAUGCACCUUCAUGAAGACUCUUAGACUCGCUGCAGGUGACGCCCUUUCUCCAGCGCCAGCACUGGGUUCGAGUCCAUCUCCUUCAUGACACCACACUACCCUGGGGCUGGGGCUAUCUCCCUCAUUUCUGUAACCUUCGGGAGGAGGCAAAAAGUGCGCUGGUGUGAUGCCUGCAGACUGACACCCCCAGUGACAGGGUGCUCGGCUGGAAGCAGAGUUGGCAGCCGAGUUUUGCCGAGUUACCUCCUUGACCCAGGUGUUUCAAGUCAGUGAUCCCAUGGGAGCUUACUACCGUCCUGGGAGGCAACCAUCACCGUCAGUUUUACAAAUGAAGAAACUGAAGCUCAGAAGAGGCAGACUUGUCCAAGGUCAUGCAGUUAGGAAGAGAUACUCUGUGCUAGAAGCUCACAUCCCUUCCCUUUGGCCCUUAUUCUCUGUGGUACGGUUCUACAAGCACCGAGCUGCUAAGAGGCAAGAUUUCGGGACAAGGCACCAGAGGCAUGGGUCUCAUGAUUCCUUGGGGCAGGCACUAGGCCUCCCCCAACCUCAAAAGGGCUACGUUCUGUGCCCCUCCCAGGAAUACUGCCGGCUACAAGGAGGAGAGCAGAGCCCCACAGCUUAGCCUCUGCUCUGGGCGCACAUCGUGCUGUGCUUCGAGACGCCUCCCUCUGGCUCCCACAGACUGUUUUACCAACAGAAACACAUUUGUUUACAUAGGCAGCCCACCCCAGUGGUCAGACUACAGUGCUGUGCGCAGUCCCCAGUGUCUGGGCACACUAGAUUGUCAUCAUUUCCUCCUCUUUGACGGGUCAGAGAAAGAACCUGGGAAACCUUGGAGGGAAGAGGCUAAAGGAGAGGAAGGGGCAGAUGACCAACCUCUGGUCUUUUGCCCGCCUAGAAAUGCCACCAAGCUUCCUGGUCUGUUGCUUUGGUCCUGGGCCCCACCAGCUUCACUUCGUAGACAGCUGUCUUUCAAAGGGAUCAUACACCCCUGAGCUCACCUAAUGGUCCCCAGUUCAACCUCUCUGAGCCCUGUGCUAGGACACACCCUUCCUUCUGGUCCCCUCUGGGGGUGAGGCCCUCCCUGACCUCCUCCUUCUCCACUGUCUUCCUCACGGGGGGUUUGCCUGGCAUCUGGCCCCAUUCUCCUGAGCGGAGGGGGCCACAACUCCUGUGUAAUUUGCCCCCUCACUCCCUGGACCUGUGAAGGGAUCUGAUCAGCGGCUGCCAAAGGUGCUUUGCAUCUUAAAGCAACCUGGCCAGUUCAGUCCAUCCCCAAACUCUCCCUCCCGCUCGAGUCCCAUCUCCAGGGCCUCAGAGAACAUGCCCAACCCCACUUUUCUGUCCCAAUUACUCCAGCCUGGGCUUCCCUGAUUCAGCCCACACAUCAGCAGCCCCAGAGGAGCAGAAGAGGCCUGCUGAGAAAUUCUGGUCCCCUCAGUCUCCUGAAGGACUGCACCAAAGUCAGAGCUGAAGUUUGGGCUACAACUUAAGCCAGGGGUGUUGGCAGGGGCUGCCACCCUGGUGCGUCCGCUGUGCUGGCCCAGGUAUGGAGCUGGGGGCAAAGGCCUUGCCCCAAGCAGACAGAGGGCUUCUCUCCGCGGUGCGCCACCCGGUGGAUGAGCAGGGGAGAGCUCUGGCGGAAGCUCCUGUCACACUGGCUCAAAGCCCAAGGUUUUUGGCCCAGGAGUGUUGGUGCGGCAGCAGAUUUGAACUGUCUACAAAACUCUUGCUGCAGCUGAGUUUGGUGCACUUGUUUCUUGCCUGUGUGCGAGCACUGUAUUUAAGAAGCUUGGAUUUGUGGGAGAGGUUUUGCCACAUUCUGGGCAGGCGUGGGGUCGUUCGCCCACAUGGACUUGCUGGUGCUUGGUGAACUGGGUGCGCUCUUUAAAGCCACGCCCACACUCAGGACACUUGAAGGGUCACUCUCCACUGUAGGUGAGUCGGUGCCUUAGGCAGUCGGAGCUGCGGGUGAAGUUCUCGCUCCUCCUCCGCGUGCGAUCGCUGGUGCUUGAGCAGAUAAGAGCUGCACCCAAAGCGGUCACCACACCAGACACAGAGGCAGGGCUUCUCACAGGUGUGGGAGCGCUGGUGCUGCGCCAGGUUGGAGCUGAGGCUGAAGCGCUUGCAGCAGUCCCCCGCAGCUGUAGGGCUUCUCCCACGUGCGCGUGCGCUGGUGCUGAAUCAGGCUGAAGCUAACACAGGAAGUCUUGCCACAUUCGCCACAACUGUCAGGCUUCUCGCCCAUGUGGCCCCGCCGGUGUCCGAGCUGCGGCCAAUAACAGGCUCCUCGCACUCCAGACACUUAUGAGGCCGGAGGCCUGAGUGAGAGUGACGGUGUCGCAUGAGGUUAGAGCUCAGGCUGAAGCAACAGUCACACUGGGGACAGGGGGACGGUUUCUCGCCGGUGUGUACCCCGUGCUGCUUAACCAGAUCUGAGCCCCGUCGGAAGCUUUUGCUACACUGGAGACAGCAGUAGGGUUUAUCACCGCCGUGGCUGCUUUGGUGGAUUGAGAUCGGGGAGGUAGUCAAUCCACACUGCUGGCACUCGAAGGCUCCAGGGACCGCAGGAGAGUUGGUCUUGGCAGGAGUUUCUGUCUCCCCAGGGCCAGAGACUGACCUACCUAGGUACCGCAGGCCCAGCAUCAUUUCCCAGGCGGCCGGCUGCCCCGGCGACACCAAGGGCCGCUUGCGUGAAAGAACUCCGCAAAAAGCGGACCUUGGGAUUUUCUGGGAUCCAGACAACCGGUUCCCCCGCUGCGCGGCGCCGUCGGAGUCCUCCCUUGCCGUUUCUGGAGCCCGCUACUCCAUAGCCGGAAGAGCGUCCCGUUUCCUAGAUACCAAUCACUCAACUCACAAGCACAACCAGAGCUGAAGACUCUCGGGACCCAGGAAUCCGGCACCGGAAACGGAAAUGUCCACUAGCUCGUGCCAUUCUAGGAAGUGGCAGCAAACGGUCUCUGUGGGUUUAACCCUCUCGUUCACCUGGCGGAGCAAGUGGUCCCAUCUGCAGGCGCUAUCAGGAACUUGACACUUUCCUUUUGGCUCGAGGUUCAGACCCCAUCGGCGCAGACUUCAGUGCCCCGGCCACGGCUGGGGGGCGGCAAAGCGAGCUGUCGUUGCCAAGGACACGCUGGGGGCGGAGUAGACACGUCACCUGGAGUAGCACCUUACUGAGACUCCAAGGUCGGAGGUACUGGUCCACCUGAGGCCCUUUAGUUUCCCAUCGAUCCUAAGCUAGACGUGUUAAACUUGGCGCAGACUACAUAUCCCAGCAUGCACCGCACGCGCCUCUAGGUUUCGCACAACGAUUAGAUAGAUAACCACUACUCUCCACAUUUUUUUCUGCGACUGUGCAAGUCAGAGCACCAGGAUCGAGAACUACAACUUCCAACCUGCAGAACAGCGGCGGCGCUAUUUAAAAAGCGUCAGAGAGGCGUUGCCUGGCCACGCCCCUCUUUUCCAGUUCCGCUCCCUUGGACGAGCUGCGAGGAGAGGGGCGGAGCCUUAAGCCUGAGCCAAGAUGGCGGCUGCGAAGUCAACCCCCACGGACUCGCUCUCGUUCUGCCUCGCGCAGCUCACGGCGGCGGCCGGGGAGGGUCUAGGUGGGGGAAAGGACACAGCUACCAGCGAGACACCCUUGGGCCGUGCGCUCUUAGCCCUCCGUACGCGCCACGUCAAGGCAGCCGGGGGAAUAGAGCGCUUCCGGGCACGCGGCGGGCUCCGCCCCCUUCUCGCGCUGCUACGGCGAGCGGCUGCAGCGGGUCCCGCCCCGUCCCAGGGUGGCGCAGGCUCCGCCCCCUCGUCGGUCGAGUCAGCGGCUUCUUCUGGCCCCGCCCCUUCGCCGGGCUCCGCCCCCUCUUCUGCGUCACCAGCGACACCCUCGCCGCCAGCGCGCCUGCGCAAGACGCUGGACUUGGCGCUCAGCAUCCUAGCCAACUGCUGUACUGAAGGGGCGUGCCGAGCUGAAGUGCGCAGACUCGGAGGCAUUCUCCCAUUGGUGACUAUUCUUCAGUGUGUGAAGACAGACAGCAUCCAGAACCGAACCGCCCGUGCUCUGGGGAACUUAGCCAUGGAACCUGAGAGCUGCGGGGACAUCCACUGUGCUGGUGCUGUUCCCCUGCUCGUGGAGAGCCUGACGGCCUUCCAGGACUCCCAGUGCCGCCAGAGUGUGGUCCGUGCCCUCCGCAACCUGGCAGACUCACCCCAGCACCGCCUGGCCCUGGCCCAGCAGGGAGCGGUGCGCCCACUGGCUGAACUUCUGGCUGCAGCGCCAGAUCCUGCACUGACCUUGGCCUUGGUCCGUGCCCUCCUGGAGCUGAGUCGAGGCUGCUCCCGGGCCUGUGCUGAGCAGCUCAGUCUGGGUGGGGGACUCGGCCCACUGGUUGGCCUGGCCUCCCAUCCCAAAAGAGCCGUGCGUGAGGCUACCAUCUUGAUCCUCGCCAACUUGUGCGCCCAGGGCCUGGUGCGGCCUGCCCUGGGCAAUGCUGGGGGCGUGGAGGUGCUGUUGGGUGAACUCCGGCGGCGCCGGGGCCUCAACGGGGCAAGCCCAGCCUCCCAGCAGCCGCUGGUGCGGGCUGUGUGUCUGCUGUGCCGGGAGGCUAUCAACCGGGCCCGGCUGCGAGAUGCUGGGGGGUUGGAGCUGUUGAUGGGCUUGCUGCGGGAUCCCCGUGCCAGCGCCUGGCACCCUCGUGUGGUGGCUGCCCUUGUGGGCUUCUUGUAUGAUACAGGGGCCCUGGGCCGGCUUCAAGCUCUGGGAUUGGUACCUCUCCUGGCUGGGCAGCUGUGUGGUGAGGCUGGUGAUGAGGAAGAAGAGGGAAGAGAAGCUGCUUCCUGGGACUUCCCUGAGGAGAGGACCCCAGAGCGGGCAGAGGCUGGAAGCUUCCGAAGCCUCCAGUCCUGGCUGAUCUCCGAGGGUUAUGCUGCAGGCCCGGGAGACAUCUCUCCCGACUGGUCCCCGGAGUGCUGUCCGCCGCCGCCGGAACCGACAGAUCUGACCAGCCCCACCUCGCUGCGGACGCCCCGCGCCCUGCGCCCGCCUGGCCGCAGCCCCACCGCCUCUGCCGCCGAGGAGCCCUGGGGCCGCGAGGGGCCGGCGCUGCUGUUGCUGUCGCGCUUCUCCCAGGCUCCCGACCCCAGCGGGGCGCUGGUGACCGGCCCGGCCCUGUGCGGCCUGCUGGCCUACGUGACGGGCGCGCCGGGCCCGCCGAGCCCCCGCGCGCUGCGCAUCCUGGCGCGGCUCACCUGCAACCCCGCCUGCCUGGAGGCCUUCGUGCGCAGCUACGGGGCGGCGCUACUGCGCGCCUGGCUGGUGCUCGGCGUCGCCCCCGACGACUGGCCGGCGCUGCGCACGCGGCCAGCCCGCCGCAGCCAGCACCAGCACCGGGAGCUGGGUGAAAUGCUGCUGCAGAACCUGACAGUGCAAGCUGAGUCGCCCUUCGGAGUGGGGGCCCUCACCCACCUGCUGCUCUCUGGGAGCCCGGAGGACCGUGUGGCCUGCGCCCUGACCCUGCCCUUCAUCUGUCGGAAGCCCUCUCUGUGGCGGCGGCUACUUCUGGACCAGGGCGGCCUCCGGCUCCUCCUCUCGGCGCUUACCCGACCCGCUCCGCACCCGCUCUUCCUCUUUUUUGCCGCAGAUUCCCUUUCCUGCCUCCAAGGCCUGGUGUCUCCCACGGGGAGCCCAGCUGUCCUACCUGCAAUCCCCUUGGACCUAGACCCACCCUCCCCUUGCCUCUAUGAACCUUUGCUGGGCCCAGCCCCCAUGCCAGCUCCCGACCUCCACUUCCUGCUGGACUCAGGCCUCCGGCUCCCUGCCCAGCGAGCCGCCUCAGCCACUGCCUCCCCCUUCUUCCGGGCCCUGCUGGCUGGCAGCUUUGCCGAAGCCCAGAUGGACCUAGUGCCCCUCCGAGGCCUGUCACCCAGCGCGGCCUGGCCCAUCCUGCAUCACCUGCAUGGCUGCCGGGGCUGUGGGGCCGCCCUGGGGCCUGUCCCUCCGCCAGGCCAGCCCCUGCUGGGCUCCGAAGCCGAGGAGGCUCUGGAGGCCGCUGGCCGUUUCCUGCUGCCAGGGCUGGAGGAGGAGCUGGAAGAAGCCGUGGGCCGCAUCCACCUGGGACCCCAGGGUGGCCCAGAGUCAGUGGGGGAGGUGUUCCGCCUGGGCCGGCCACGGCUGGCUGCCCACUGCGCACGCUGGACCCUGGGACCGGGGCAGUGCCCCCGGAAGCGGGCCCUGGCUCUGGUGGGGCUUGUGGAAGCAGCCGGCGAGGAGGCUGGGCCCCUGACUGAGGCCUUACUGGCUGUGGUGAUGGGGGUGGAAUCGGGGGGCAAAGGUCCCAACCUAGACUGAUGUACCCUGGGAGGAGACCCAGGGAUGAGUUAGCUAGGAGGAGAUCUCUCUCAACGAGAGGAGGCUGAGCAGAAGGAGUCACUGUCGAGGGCCCAUGAGAGGAUGGACCUGGAGCCCAGGUUUCUGAAGACUCAGGAGUGAGAAGCCAAGGCCAGGGUCUGGGCAUGGGGCCCUUGAGGUGGAGAACAGCCCAGGGCCCCAGGCACCUGGCCUGGCCCAGCUUUAUGGAGUUGAAAUUAAAAGCUUUGGAGUCGGCUCCC
Molecule: messenger RNA, 6765 nt
Organism: Capra hircus (goat)
Lineage: Eukaryota; Metazoa; Chordata; Mammalia; Artiodactyla; Bovidae
Gene: ARMC5
Product: armadillo repeat containing 5
Exons: 6
Coding region: 3686-6505 (939 amino acids)
Biological process (GO): anatomical structure morphogenesis
Cellular component (GO): cytosol
Molecular function (GO): protein binding
Source: RefSeq, a predicted model, not a curated record